Fusarium poae is the source of this 456-nucleotide messenger RNA. It is a transcript of the gene RPS13, whose product is annotated as ribosomal 40S subunit protein S13. The coding region runs from base 1 to 456 and encodes 151 amino acids. Gene Ontology annotation, biological process: translation. The record is from RefSeq and is a predicted model, not a curated record. Gene Ontology annotation, molecular function: structural constituent of ribosome; small ribosomal subunit rRNA binding. The transcript is spliced from 5 exons. Gene Ontology annotation, cellular component: nucleolus; ribosome; cytosolic small ribosomal subunit. NCBI's taxonomy places the organism in Eukaryota, Fungi, Ascomycota, Sordariomycetes, Hypocreales, Nectriaceae.
AUGGGCCGUCUUCACAGCAACGGAAAGGGCAUUUCUGCCUCUGCUCUCCCCUACUCUCGAUCCUCCCCUGCGUGGUUGAAGACCACCCCCGAGCAGGUUGUUGAGCAGAUCUCCAAGCUCGCCCGUAAGGGUGCCACCCCUUCUCAGAUCGGUGUCAUUCUCCGUGACUCUCACGGUAUUGCCCAGGUCAAGCACGUCACUGGUAACCGAAUUCUCCGAAUUCUCAAGUCCAGCGGCCUCGCCCCCGAGCUCCCCGAGGAUCUGUACAUGCUUAUCAAGAAGGCUGUUGCCGUCCGAAAGCACCUUGAGCGCAACCGUAAGGACAAGGACUCCAAGUUCCGUCUCAUUCUCAUUGAGUCCCGAAUUCACCGUCUGGCCCGUUACUACAAGACCGUCGGUGUCCUUCCCCCCACCUGGAAGUACGAGUCCGCUACUGCCAGCACCAUCGUCGCUUAA